AUGGCGGCUCUUGUGGCCCUCAUCCCCACCCCGUGACAGGGAGAGGGAAUGGGAAUGUUGGCCAGCAGAGGCCGAGCUGGCUGGGCUGGCCCAUGUCCUCAGUUCUCACCGGCUGCGUGUGUGCUUGGAUGGGUGGGUGGGACUGAUGUGGCGCCGCUGAGGCACGCUUGGCCCCGAGCCCAGAGCACUCUCUUGUAAUCACAACAUGAUCUCGUGUGCGAAGCAGCAGAGCCGGCUGGGAGAGGCCGGCAGAGGCCCCAGGUCCAGUCCUCUCUUGGUUCUGGCUUCCCCAGGGAGCUGCUCUGAAAUCCUCUCCUCUGUGCUCUGUGCUGCUGCUGCUGCUGCUGCUGUUGCUGCUAUGUACCCGGCUGGGACUGGGGUGGCUGACUCUCUGCUUCGAAAGAAAGAGCAGAAAGAUGAAGAACUGGACAGGAGAAUUGUGGCACUGAGAAGGAAGAACCAAGCAUUACUGCGCAGGUACCAGGAGAUUGAAGAAGACCGGAGGCAAGCAGAGCAGGGUGGCAUGGCUGUGACGGCUCCUCGGCCACAUCGAACAGAUGGACUUACCAUUACCAUUACCAAGGCUCAUAGCGAGAAGCGGGUGGUUUGUGAUAGGAGAGCAAGCAGUCAUCCCAAUAGCCCAGGAGCAAAGAAUGAGGAGGAACUUGGGGAACUCGAGGAAGAAGAGGAUGAGGAAGAUCACACCUUUACCUUCCGACUGGGGAAGCGGGUCCAGCUGGCAGUGACCAUGGAGAAUAAAGCCAAGGGCAAACGGAUUGUGUCAACGAAGGUUAUGGACCAAGACGAGGAAGGCCCUUCAAGAGGGGGCUCCAAUCUAGGAAGUCCCAUGCAAAUAGCAAUCACUAUGGAUCCUGGACAAAAGGCUAUGGGACUAGGAUCCCACGAGUUGGGGAGGGAUUAUGCUCGAUGGAAACAAGAGAGGGAGCAGAUUGACCUUGCACGUCUGGCACGGCACCGAGAUGCACAGGGGGAGUGGCGUCGCCCUUGGGACCUAGACAAGUCUAUACAUACGUUUCAGGAUACCAGCAAAGUCGGGAAUCUGAGCUUUCCAAUGGGGAGCAGAAAAAAGGGACCCAAGAACUACCGGAAGUUCCAGCUUCGGCCGUUGCUCCCCGAUGAAAGAGGUGGUGGUGCUUACAGUGGGAACCUAGGUAAACCCAAGGUGGUACCAGCCAUGAGCAGUAAAGCCCGUGGGAAGGACAGGCUAACUGGCCGAGCCCGCAGGUGGGACAUGAAAGAGGCAGAAGAACAAACCUGUCUCAAGUUGGAUUUAGAGAGUCAGGGACCUCACAAGACGAAGAGGACACAGAAUGAGGAGGACGACACACAGAAACUAGGGAGUCUGGAGCACAGUGACUAUUGUAGUGUUCUUGGGCCUAUCCCAGGCCUGGCAAGCCUGGAUGGCCACCAGAGAGAAGAAGACAAGCUCAGCAGUGGCAACCCUGUGUCCACUUUAGAGCCUAGGUCUUCCCGGAAGAUUGCGCCUGUGCUUCCUUUCUUCUCCCCGGAAGAUGCUAACAGCCCUGCGCCCAGGGCAAGUGGGAGCAAUAAGCCCACCACAAGAGCUAGUGUCAAAGAGAUCCACCUGUUCUUUCCUGACACUUCAGAGCAGGCCCAGAAACUUAGCGACGACAUGGCAGAGCUGUGCCUCCAAGAGAUCCCUGAGCUACAGAAGACAAGUUCCCCGGAACCCAGUGAAGAUGGAUCAGAUCAGACUAGCAUUCAGGAGCAGCUUGACACAGUUACACAGUCCAUCCAGAAAAGCCAACCAGAGGAAGAGAGUGAUGAGAGUUGUGAUGAACAGGACCAAGAUUAACCCCUCCCCCCCAGAAGAUGAGUGAAGAGGGAAAAGCAGGGACUCCUUUGGGCAUCACUACCUAUAGUCAACUCCCUUGAGUACCUGGUAUUAUCCUUCCCUCAUGAAUCUCAUUUCCUGGAUUUAUCAUUUAGGCCCUAGAUUUCAUCACAUAUUUCUUUUACCUUCCUGAGCAUUGCCCAUUGCUGUCCAUCUCUGACUUUUCCAUCUUAGCUAUGCUUUUUACCUGCCAGAGGAGGUUUAUCCCUUUGCUAGAAAAAUGAACCUUGGACAAUUCAGAAGAUAUGAGGUCCGACUGGUGCAUGACUGAAAAGGUGGCGUAUGAGGAAGGAAACUCAUGAUCCUGGCUGGUGGCUUGUGUUGCUGGAUAUGUAGGAGAAUGCUGGGGUCCUUGGACCCCUGGGGACCCCUCAUAGGAUUACCACCUCUACUUUCAGAGUGUGGAAAAUCACUCCUGAAAUGAAAUGCUGCCUUUAAAAGAGGUCUAAGUGGGCCUGUGCAUAGAAGGUAGUGAGAAAAGGAUGGAAAAAAAAAAAGAUUUGCGAGAACUCUGAGGUUGGUGUGAGAAUAGAGUAAGAGAAUCAUUUCAAGGCUUGAGGAUAUUUCUGUUCAUGUGGAAGUAGGGUCCCUGAGGGACGUAUUUGGGGACUCUAGGAUAAUAUGGAUAGCCCAGUUCCCAGUCUGGGACACUGGAAGAUCUUUAUUUUCUAGUUGGACACAUAUACUUCCCUUUAGUUGGUAUAAAGCUUUGGAGGCCCUCUCCUCAAAGGAAAAGAUUUAGAGAGGAGCCUGGCCUUGAAUUAGGAUGACCUCUAACUACACCUGCCCUCAAGAAGUGGUCACCUGUCCAGAUGCGGUGCUGCCUUCUUUGAGAAAUGUGUGUGGUUGUGUCUGCAUGUGUGAUAUUAUGGAAUGAUGGAUGUAGAAUAAGGAACUGUGAGCGAUAAUGUAAGUUUCCUAGUAGUUUCCUGAGCUGGAGGAACCCAGGGUGGGAUGGCACUGAAGCAGUGGCGUUUCGCUUGAUGGGAAGCAGCAAUCUCAACUUUGCUGAGUAUUUCUCAAAAAGGUGUCAAGAGAAAUAAUGACACAGAUUCAGGCUUUAACCCACAUCGGAAGCUGAAGAGAAUGGUGACUAGCUAUGGAAGGGUCUCCACUUGAAGGAAAUUGUAAGCUAAGACAAAUAAAAUUAAGCAUUCCUGACCAAA
Messenger RNA from Monodelphis domestica (gray short-tailed opossum), 3042 nucleotides. It is a transcript of the gene CCDC9B, whose product is annotated as coiled-coil domain containing 9B. NCBI's taxonomy places the organism in Eukaryota, Metazoa, Chordata, Mammalia, Didelphimorphia, Didelphidae. The record is from RefSeq and is a predicted model, not a curated record.